Molecule: messenger RNA, 2411 nt
Organism: Puntigrus tetrazona (Sumatra barb)
Lineage: Eukaryota; Metazoa; Chordata; Actinopteri; Cypriniformes; Cyprinidae
Gene: cmah
Product: cytidine monophospho-N-acetylneuraminic acid hydroxylase
Exons: 15
Coding region: 124-1902 (592 amino acids)
Molecular function (GO): 2 iron, 2 sulfur cluster binding
Source: RefSeq, a predicted model, not a curated record
CUCACACACACACACACACACACACACACACACACACACACACACACACACACACAUAAACUCAGACCAGCCUCUUCCUGCUCACAUUUACCUCAGCACCUACAGCAAAAGAUCUGAAGCACAAUGACGUCUCAGGUCUCGAAGACUGUCCUGCGACUGGAGGCUGAAGACGUCCGGGCUCUGAAAGAUGGAAUUAAUUUCAAGAAAAACCAAAAGGACGGCAAAUGCUACAUCAUUUACAAGAGCGAAGGAAAGAUACGAGCGUGUGUGAACCAGUGCAAACACCAGGGAGGACUCUUUAUUAAAGACAUAGAAGACACGGACGGCAGAACGGUGCGCUGCACCAAACACUACUGGAAACUUAACGUGGCCACUAUGGAGUACGUCAACCCUCCAGACAGCUUCAUGCAGGACGAGCUCGAGACAGUGCUGUCGGACGCUGAUGGUGGUUUAGAGCUGCUGGAGCUGAAUCCUCCAGACCCCUGGACCUCAGAGCCCAGAGAAACACAAGAGCUGCUCGACGGAGAGAUGACGCUGACGUACAUCACGCACGCGUGCAUGGAGCUGAAAGCGGGGGACAAGCGGAUGAUGUUCGACCCGUGGCUCACGGGCCCCGCGUUCGCGAGAGGCUGGUGGCUCCUCCACGAGCCUCCGUCCGACGCCAUGGACAGACUCAUCAGAGCCGAUCUGGUUUACAUCAGCCACAUGCAUUCAGAUCACCUGAGCUACCCGACUUUGCAGCGCCUUUCCAAGGAGCGUCCGGAUAUUCCCAUUUACGUUGGAGACACUUCACGGCCGGUGUUUUGGUAUCUGGAGAAAAGCGGAGUGAAUUUAACAAACAUCAACGUGGUGCCCUUCGGCGUGUGGCAGAACGUGGAUGAACACCUGCGAUUCAUGAUUCUGAUGGACGGAGUUCAUCCCGAGAUGGACACCUGCUUGAUCGUGGAGUAUAAAGGUCACAUGGUCCUGAAUACGGUGGACUGCACCAGACCAAACAACGGCCGUCUUCCUCACGGCGUCGACCUGAUGAUGAGUGACUUCGCCGGCGGUGCCUCCGGUUUUCCCAUGACCUUUCACGGCGGAAAAUACACCGAGAGCUGGAAGGCAGAUUUCAUCAAGGCCGAGAGGAAGAAGCUGUCGAACUAUAAGACGCAGCUGGUGAAGUCCCUGCAGCCCAAGAUCUACUGCCCUUUUGCAGGAUACUUCACUGAAGCUCAUCCCUCUGACAGGUACAUAAAGAGGACGAACAUCAAGAACAGCGCGGAAGGUCUGAAUGAAUCAAUAAGAAAGAGCUGUCCAAACAUCCUAACCUGGACUCCUGUGCCUGGAUCUGUCCUGGACUUAGCCCUUGCUCUCAGUGACCCGUCCAGCAGGAAUGUCUUCACUGAGCCGCCCAGCGGCACAAAGAUCAAUAAGGACAGUUGGGAUUUUGACUUGUAUUUGGAUGAACUGAAUGCUUCUGUUUCAGCUGAAAUCUUUCAAUACAAAAGCUGGAUCCAGUGCUAUUAUAACUGGGCAGGAUUUAAAGACUAUAAUCUGGUUAUUCGGGUCAUUGAGACGGAUGAUGAUUUCAAGCCUCUGAAAGGAGGUUAUGACUAUCUGGUGGACUUUCUGGAUCUUUCUUUCCCAGCCGCGCGUCCGGAGAGAGACCACGCGUACGAGGAGAUCAAGAACCGAGUGAAUGUGAUGAGACACGUGGUUCUGAACGGCCGGCUCUGGGACGACCUCUACAUCGGCUUCAAUAACAGAAUGAGUCGGGAUCCUGACGUUUACCACCACAAGUUCUGGAAUCACUUUCAGACAGAGCUGCCUCUAUCGGCACCAGACUGGGACGCUUUCCUUCAGAUCGCCCGUGAAGCAGACACGAGCAGCGAGGGCAGUAACAGCUGCGCUCUAUCUUAACACUAUCACACAGAGCACGCUUAUCAGCACUGCUUAAGUGUUUCUGAUGCUGCUUCUCUUCUGCUGAAAGGGUGUCAAAGAACAUGAUCUGGUGCAUGAUGUGGUUUACGUUCCACGUAGUGUACGUUAUUGUUGCUCCUCUUUUUAUAUACAUGCACAAACAGCUUUCAACACUCCAAAGAGAAACUCGAAAUCUCACCGUAUGAGCCUUUAAUAACUGUGGGACAAAGACGAAACACUACUUGAGGUGGAGGGGAAGAUCUGAUUCUGAUCACAUGAAUAUAAUCGUUUGUUUUCUUCAUCGUGGUGGUUUUAUGUCUCUUUACAUCAGGUUAUUAUAUUACUGUAUUAUUUAUGAAAUGUGUUGAUUUUUUCCCCCUCGGUUGUUGGUGGCCUGUUUGAUUGUUUUUAUUUUAAUCCACUACUGAACAAUAAUCAUGUCGGGUUAUUACAUGGAAUUAUAUUUGAAUUGCUUCGUAAGCAAUAAAAGUGGCAUUUUGCUAACAAUG